AUGCUUCCAAUCGAUUGUCAGGGGGACCAGGCUCUAUUACUAUCUCAUGCUACGGAAUGUCUUGCUAAAGCUGCGACCGCGCUCUCCGAGGCGGCUGAGGCAGUAGCUGCCGCAGCAAAAUCGUUGAUUUCCGACAACGAUAACGUCCUCUCGACACCUCGAUUCCACGAAGGAAUGGAAAACAAUAACGGGAUUAACGCCAUCGUGGACUACGAAUCAGAUUCUGGCUCGUCUCCGGUUAUGGAACCCUUGCCAAUGCCAGUCAACGAUACAAAUAAUGCGCAUUGGACGCAGGAUUAUGGUCAAACCAUUGUCGGUCCCAGUGACCAAAAACCAUCCAGUGGUCGACCCACGACGCAAGAAAUACAAAACCAUAAAGGUCCUACAGACAUCGCCGCCCAACGAAUUGUUGCCGAGGAACGCCCAGGAUCCAGUAUUACAACCCUGCCUCUUCCGGCAAUGUACCAGUCAGUCAAUACGGAUAAAAAUGAACCCGACGUCCUUUUGGCUGUAUGUGCCUUGGUUCACUUGGGAGGAAAGUUCAUCUGCUACUUGCGUAGCUCUGUCAGGUCACUUCCUAUGUAUAAGACUAUCCUGAGCACGGCAGGAGUUCCGGUUCACAUUGCCAAAUCCUUUUCUUCAGAAGAUCUAGAACACACCGUGAAAUCUUUUGAGAAUGAGCCGAACUCAGUCCUACUACUUCCCGCCAGGUAUCCCCAGAAAAUUAUGAUCAACAAAACGGACUACCAAAUCUUACAUGUUGGCUGGCCUUCGGACGAACUACUCUAUAAACAACAGAUAAAUGACCAUCAAGCCAAAAACAACGUAUUAGUAACAUACUCGGGGGACCGAGACGUCUAUCUCUCCAGUGACGGAAUUCUCAUGGAUUCCCAGCCAUGGUCCCAGUAUAAAAUUUUAUUCGAGACCACCUGCACGACUCUACGUCGCUAUUUAAUCAGACACUCGACGAGAUUUCCUCCAGCGUUAAAGCCAAGGCAUACCGCAUACAAUGGCGAUAAUUCUGACAAGACUGGUGCUCAGGUUGAUCUACCCGAGGUUUCUGAGGGGUUAGUUUCUAGCCAGAACCUCAAAUCUGCGGUGGAAGAAGGGCUUCUUCGAGUCAAGUCUAACUCUGAGUUGAAGCAUGUGUCAUCACAGCUCAAAACCAAUAUACUACCAGGUAGCGCUAUAUCAUUGAGCGGUGAAAAGAGCUCAAACCCUUUAAUUAAUCUCAGUUGUAAUACAGAACAGGCUCCUGCAACUCAAUCCGGGGGCUCCAGCAUACCACCUAGCUUAAGCUUCGAGCCGGAGGAGCCGGGUAGCUUGAAUAUACAAAAGCCGGUCCAUAUCCCAACACGACCACCUUCCAGGACCAUUUCGGUUACCGAGAGUAGUGGAAACAUAGCGCCAGGUCGCGAAAAUCAGUUACCACGAUCGCACGUUACACAGUACCUUAUCAUUGAAGCCGAUCUCGAUACUGUUCCGGCACUAUGCCACCUAUCAACCCGACCAGGCUCUAGGAACGUGAUAUGCUUUAUCAAGUGCUUGGCCGCAUUGGAGCCAAUUAUCAAAUUGCUUGAACAGAUGGUUGCCAAACCUGCUUUUUGCGUAAAAGGUAGUGAAUCACAACUGGCUGAAAAUAUUAAAACGGCGCUCCGCUCAGCGGCCGGGUGCCUUAUUUUUUGCAGCAUGUAUAAUGAGCGACCGGCCGGGCUGAAAAAUGUGCUCGUUGGGUUAACUAUUCACUUAGGAUGGAUAGAUAAUCUUCAAAUGUAUUCUUCCCAGAUUCAACAGGACAACAAUACUGUAAUAUUUCUAAGGAGGGAGACACAGGUGCCGAACUGGCCAGAAGUAUCCGCUAGUCUUGAUCGAGCUCAGGUGGUCCCGGUCAACGCAUCGACCAAACGGCUUUACAACCGUCAAACUGAAAACUCAGUUCUUCAGCUCGGCAGGAAUACAUGGAGAGAUUUGUUGACCACUAGUGCAUCCGCACCACUGAUUCGUUCAUCAUACAUGGCAUGGAUAACCCACCACUACAUCGGGCGACAUAAGGAGUUAGACUGGACUGCUGUUGAUGUGGUCACACAUGCCAAUAAUUACUUCAAGCGCGUAUUUCGCAGCGGAAGUGGUGGAGACGCUUAUCAAGAUCGGCCGUUAGUCACUGCGGGAUUCAUUAAACACCUCGGCUUAGAAGCUGCCGUGGCAGCAGGGCUAUUGGCAACUAAGGGAUGA
Messenger RNA from Rhizoctonia solani, 2232 nucleotides. RefSeq lists its product as uncharacterized. The record is from RefSeq and is a predicted model, not a curated record. The transcript is spliced from 11 exons. Lineage: Eukaryota; Fungi; Basidiomycota; Agaricomycetes; Cantharellales; Ceratobasidiaceae. The coding region runs from base 1 to 2232 and encodes 743 amino acids.